Molecule: messenger RNA, 2340 nt
Organism: Drechmeria coniospora
Lineage: Eukaryota; Fungi; Ascomycota; Sordariomycetes; Hypocreales; Ophiocordycipitaceae
Exons: 6
Coding region: 1-2340 (779 amino acids)
Biological process (GO): transmembrane transport
Molecular function (GO): transmembrane transporter activity
Source: RefSeq, a predicted model, not a curated record
AUGUGCCAUCCGUCUUCCUCGCUCACUCUGUGCGUCGGUGAAAAGUUUGAUCUCGGCAGCCCGGCCCUUGACGCGCCAUUUUCGGUCGUCCCCUUCCCGCGUCGACAAGCAUUAGUGGCCGUACCCGUACCGUCCUCGUCCUCGAACCUACUUGUGCUCGCCGAACAAGCUGCUGAGGGGACGGUGAGUGAUGGACAACGGCGACCCUCGCAAACGGCAUCACCUUGGCCUCUUUUCCGUCGUCAGGCCCGCCUCGCUCCCCUUAUCACGCCCUACCCCUCAUCCGACUCCGCGUUCCGACGCAUACUUUGGAUACUUUGGACGGUGCGGAUUUCGAAAGGAAUGAACCGGCUGCGGGCCUCAAAUAGGGCUCACCUCGCGCCCACCGAUCUUGUCGAUACCCAGCCUCUGCCUGCCACUUCGCCUGCUUCUCCGGCGGCCUACUCCACAUCCAAUCCGCCGACGGCAGCCCGGAACGGGUCAAGCUUUGCCUUGCCAUCCCAUCCCGAUCUCGGGCCGAAGCAGCACUCAGUCUUCCUCCUCGAUCGUCCCCUCUUCGGUUUCUCGCCUGGUGCAUUCCGUCUUCUGCGAGACAUGGCGACGAUUCUCAAGCCGACGGGCCAGCGCGAAAUCCAGCCUGAUCCCGAGAAGCUCGGUCCGGAUGGCCGCAAGGCAACGGACGUUUCCAACAAGGGCGAAGACUCGGAUGACAGCUCCCAGUACACGCAGGAUGGUGUUCGCCGCGUCGAGGCCGUGACCCAGGUCUGGUCCAAGACGGCCCUCUGGAGCGUCUUUUUUCUUCUCUACCUGGUGUCCUUCAUCGACACCUUAUUCCAGAGCGUCACGGGAAAUCUCGAUCCCUAUGUCACCUCGUCCUUUGGCAAGCAUGGCCUCCUCGCCAUCGUCCGCAUCCUCCCCAGCAUCGUCGGUGGCGCCUGCAAGCUCGCCAUCGCCAAGGUCAUCGAUAUUCGCGGCCGAUGCGAGGGCUUCCUCCUCAUGAUUGGCCUCAUCGUCGUCGGCAUCCUCAUGAAAGCCCUGUGCAGAAACGUUGAAACAUACGCCGCCGGCGAGACAUUCUACUGGAUCGGCCAUUUUGGCCUCGGAUACGUCGUUCACGUCAUACUUGCCGACAUGACCUCUCUCCGCAACCGCAUGAUUAUGUGGGGCAUCUACAUGAGCCCUCGCAUCGCCGCCAGCUUUGGCGGUCCUCGCAUCGCCCAGCUCUUCUUCGAGCAGUCUUCCUUCCGAUGGGCCUUUGGCGCCUUUGUCAUCAUUCUCGUUGCCUUCUCCAUUCCUGUCGCCGCCGUCCUCGUCUUUUACGAAAGGAAGGCCAAGAAGCUGCAUAUCAUCGAGCAGAGGGAAAGCAGGACUGCUUGGGAGGCGACCAAAUACUAUUUUAUCGAGUUUGACGUUAUCGGCAUGAUGCUGACCAUCGCCGGCUUCUCCCUGGUACUCCUGCCGCUUCAGAUUGCCAAAAUGGCGCCCAACGGAUGGAAAAGCGGGUACAUCAUCGCCAUGCUCGUUCUCGGCGUCCUGUGCCUUGUCGGCUUCGGCGUGUGGGAGAAGUGGUUCGCCAAGGUGCCCUACCUACCCUUCAAGUACCUCCGAGACAGGACGAUUCUCGGGGCCUGUCUGUUGGAGUUUUUCCUCUUCAUAUCCAUCUUUUGCUGGGACACGUAUUACGGCUCGUAUCUCCAGGUCGUUCACGACCUCAGCAUAUCGACUUCGGGAUACACCCUCAACGCCUACUCACUGACAUCGACGGUUCUCUCGCCCUUUGUCGGCUUGUUCCUUCGUUGGUACGGCCGAUACUACUGGGUCGCCAUCUCGGGCAUCCCUUUCAGCGUCCUCGGCACCGCCCUUCUCUACCACUUCCGUCACCCUGGUGAGGACAUUGGCUACCUCGUCAUGUGCCAGGUCUUCCACGGCAUCUCGGGCGCGUUCUGGGGCAUGACCGGUCCUCUCGCUCUCAUGGCCGCGGUGAGCCAUCGGGAGGUGGCCGUGGUGCUCGCCGUGCACAGCAUGUUCGCCUCGAUCGGCGCCUCGAUCGGCUUCGGCAUCUCGGGUGCGCUGUGGACGAACCAUCUGCCGAGGGAGCUGUACAGGGAGCUGCCGGAUGCUGCCAAGAACCAAACGGCGCAGCUGUACGGGGAUCUGAAGAAGCAAAAGGCGGAUCCUAUCGGGACGCCCAUCCGGGACGCCGUCAUCCGCGCGUACGGCACCGUCCAGCGCGAGAUGGUGAUUGCCGGCUGCGCCAUCCUACCCCUCGUCAUCGCUUGCGUCGUCGUAUGGAAGAACCGGCCGAUCGACAGGAAGCAGACCAAGGGUAACGUAUUCUGA